Molecule: messenger RNA, 3078 nt
Organism: Tripterygium wilfordii
Lineage: Eukaryota; Viridiplantae; Streptophyta; Magnoliopsida; Celastrales; Celastraceae
Product: COBRA-like protein 10
Exons: 2
Coding region: 60-2057 (665 amino acids)
Biological process (GO): cellulose microfibril organization
Cellular component (GO): membrane
Source: RefSeq, a predicted model, not a curated record
UACUGCCGCCUCCGCCUGUUCUCUUGCUCUGCUAACCAUUGCGGGCAACAGAAGAAGGCAUGAAGAUAUUAUGGAAUAGUACUAACAAUAGUAAUAAUGUACUACUUAUAACAUUGCUCAUUGUAUUGGCAUCAUUUUGUCAUGCCCAAGACUACGACGACGAAACCACCACCCCGGCUGCCCCGCCACCGGCAUUAGACAACUGCAAUGGGAUCUUUCUUUCCUAUACAUUCAUUUCUAGGGAGAAAGAGUUUCCACAUGUUAAAAACGCGACCGCGCAAGCGUGGGCGUUUAAGGCUACAGCAUCAAUUCUCAAUGCAGGACAAGAUGAGUUGAAGGCGUGGAAGAUGUUUGUGGGGUUCCAGCGCAAAGAGAUCCUGGUUUCCGCCACCGGGGCAGUGAUUGUUGAUGGCGGUGACUUCCCUGCCGCGGUUGGGAAUGGUACUACAUUUGCAGGAGAUGCAAUGCCUGACUUGAAAACAUCUAUUGAUACAGCUGGAGAUAUGAACCAGAUUGCAGUGAACAUUGAAAUUACUGGUACACAGUUUGGUAUCAAGCCUCCUGGUGUUCCUAUGCCUAAGACAAUCAAGCUUGUCAACGAUGGAUAUAUGUGUCCUGCACCAACCAAAGAAGGGAAAACUGGUAUGCACGUAUGCUGCAAAAGGAAUCCGAAAUUCAAGCUGAAACUGGUGAAGAAAACCCGGUUCCAUCCUCGUCUAAAUGGUGAUCUAUCAAUGAUAUAUGAUGUCCUGCAAUCCUAUGAAGGAAGCUACCAAGCUCAAGUCACCAUUGACAACAACCACCCAUUAGGCCGCCUUGAUCACUGGAACUUAACAUGGGAAUGGAUGCAUGGAGAGUUCAUUUACGACAUGAAGGGCGCGUACACCCACAAGAGAGACUACUCUGAGUGCCUCUACGGUCCAGCGGGAAAAAACUACAAGGAUUUCGACUUCUCUAAUGUCAUGAACUGCGAAAAAAGACCGGUGAUGUCUGAUUUGCCUGCUGAUAGAGCCAAUGACAGCAAAGUAGGAAAAUUGCCUUAUUGUUGUAGAAAUGGCACAAUCUUGCCUACUUUGAUGGAUGAAACUCAAGCGAGGUCGAUAUUUCAAUUAAGGGUCUAUAAAAUGCCUCCCAAUCUGAACAGAACAGCUCUGGAGCCACCCCAUCAUUGGAAAAUUGAUGGAGUACUGAAUCCUCAGUACAAAUGUGGACCUCCAGUAAGAGUAGAUCCUACAGAAUUUCCGGACCCGAGCGGGCUUCAGGCUAUAAGCACAGCUGCAGCUAGUUGGCAAGUUGUAUGCAACAUUACAAGACCAAAGGAUAGAGCAUCAAGGUGCUGUGUAUCCUUCUCUGCUUACUACAAUGAAUCUGCCAUUCCUUGCCCUACUUGUGCUUGUGGUUGCAAUGAGGACACCAAAUGUAACCCCAAUGCAGCUGCAAUGUUUCUCCCACCGGAUGCCUUGCUCGUCCCGUUUGUCAACCGGACGGAGAAAGCCAAAGCUUGGGCUAGGCUCAAGCACAGGCCUAUACCAAAACAAUUACCAUGUCCAGAUAAUUGUGGAGUCAGCGUAAACUGGCACAUAAAUUCUGAUUACAAGAGUGGAUGGACAGCAAGAAUUACACUAUUCAAUUGGGCAGAACAGCCUUUUGAGGAUUGGUUUGCAGCAUUUCAGCUAAAGAAGGCCGUGCCGGGAUACGAAAAUGUGUACUCCUUCAAUGGUACAAAAUUGCCAGGCAACAAUACCAUUUUUGUUCAAGGCCUGAAAGGGUUGAAUUUCUUGAUGGGAGAGAUCAAUGGGACUAAUCCUGAUAAGGAUCCAAGAGUGCCUGGAAAGCAGCAAUCAGUGAUGUCUUUCACCAAGAAAAAGACUCUCGGAAUCAACAUCGCUCACGGCCAUGGCUUCCCUACAAAGGUCUAUUUCAAUGGUGAAGAGUGUGCAGUCCCUAAGGAAUUUCCCAGGAAAAGUGCAGCAGCUCAUCAGUCUGGUGUCCAAUUCUUGCCUGUUCUGAUCAUUGCUAUCGUUACCUUCGUGCUUAUGGCAGACCGUUUUCAUUGAUGAUCAUCGUGGUUCUAGUCAGUAUAUUUUAGGGGAUUAGCUUUGCUAACAAUUAAAUCAUUGCCCUUGUGAUAAGCUAAUUUGGCAUGGCUGCAUACAUACUUGUACAAUAUCUGCACACUCCUUUGUUUAAUUUUUUUGGCGAUCGAGGAACCACCCCAGUCAGCUGACAACUGAGUGGGCGUAAACCUUGGGUCGCUAGAACAGCCCAUACCACACUGAUGAUGAGAAAUAUUGGACCAAAACCCAUGCGGAAGAAAUUGGACUCUUGGCCCCUCUCCAGAAAUGGGCAGGCCAACGUAACCAGAAAAAACCUAGGGAAAUACUCUCAGUUGGUUUGAACUCUUGACCUUAGCGUCAUCCACCUUAAACCCUGAGAAAUAACCAACUGACCUAUUGUUUAACUUUAUUGCUAAUAUCAGAUUGUUAUGUCUCAGCAGGGGAAGAGCUUUAUGACUUGGGUGGGUGUAGAAAAUGGAGAAAUGAAGAAACGAAGAAACAAAUGCCUGUGUUUUAGUACUACUCUAAGUUGAACACUCAAAAGGAAGAUGCAGAGAUUGUAACAACUAACAAAUUCAUUAUCAUGAUUUUUAUGAAGUUUCAAUUACUAGUAGAGUGUCUUCUCGGCUUCUCCAUGGAUUUUUUUCUAUAAAACUGCAAUUUCAAGAUUAAAGAGUUCACUGAAGUGGUUAUGGCAGCAAUUAUGAACCCCAAUUAGGAAAUUCGAUAUGGACCUAACUAUGGCUGUCAUGCUGCGCACACAGAAGUUAUCGAUAACUAAGAAUCGAACUUAGACCUCUCGAAUCCAUAUGCCUUUGCCCAUUCACCAAUUAGUGCUAUCAUCCAAGUGGUGAUCCAAUAAUUUCUACAUUGUAGUGAAACAACUUAACCCUUACAUUGCGAUUCCUAGUCAUGAAAAAACACAAGAUGCAGUUAGGAGAACAGAAAGCAAAUGGACAUAUCAUUUACAAGAAUCUAUAUCGGCACAUUUUAUAUUGAAUAAAGUCUGUGUACAUCCUAG